CAGAAACCCCCCACUUUCUCCACCCCUCCGCUCUCCACGUCCCCUUCCCCGCCCAGCCAUGGCGUCGGCCGCCAGCAACCAUUGUGGUGGUGCGGCCGCCGCCAAGCAGCUCAGGGUGCUGCUGCCUUUCUUCUGCGACGACAGGCUGCGCAUCCCCGACGAGCUCGCCAAGGAGAUCGGCGCCGGGGAGGCCCUCGUCGUCGGCCCGUGCGGCGUCAAGGCCAGGGACGUCUGGCCCGUCGGGCUCGGGCGGGACGGAGGCGGCGCGUUCCUGGGGCGCGGGUGGCCCGAGUUCGCCGCCGCGCACGGCGUCGGCGCCGACUGGCACCUCGCUCUCCGCCACCGUGGCCGUGGCGUGCUCACCGUCAAGGCGUUCGACGACAGCUGCUGUAUCCGGGGCCUCGGCGUUCAACAACCUGCAGCCGCAGUUCAAGCAAGCACGAGGUGUGAAGAUAUUGACUGUAAACCGCAGUUCGUCUGUAUGCUGUCACCAGACUCCAUGGAAAAGAUGCUCAUACCCGCUAAGUUUGUACAAUACUACAUCACCAAAGGGGAACUGUAGAACCCUAUGGCUGUUGUGUUAGGCCCUAUUGGAAAAGUUAAUAGCUUUAAGAUCGAGAUGGAUCAGUCAGAUGUGUUCUUUGCCGGUGGCUGGCCACAAUUUCUGGCAUUCCAUGGCAUCACUGAAUCAAAUGCUCUGAUGUUAAGGUAUGAGGGCAACAUGGUGUUUACAGUCAAAGUGUUUGAGCCCGAUGGAUGCCAGAGGAAGUCCAAGCACAAGGACAACAUAAUGCAACAAAGUGAGCAAGAGAUAAAUCUUGAAAUGCAACAGGAAGCACUAUCCGUACCCAUUUGGAAGUGUAAGAAGGAGAAUGAUUUGCCUUGUAGCGAAGUACAUAAACUAAAAGGCUUCCUGCCUUCUCUGAAUGAGGCAUCAUUACAGAGGAAUUCUUUCUACGAGAUUGGGCAGCCGUCAUGGAUAAAGAAGCAGAUCAACACUGAGACACUUGAGAAUCAUCUUGCUUUGCCAAUAGCUUUCUGUGAUGCGAUCGGACUUCAUAAGCCUUCCAUGAUCACGUUCAAGACCACAAUGACUGGGUCUUGGCGGGUGCGUGGUAUCCCAUGCAACAAACAGAGCUACCUUCUUGUGCAUGGUUGGAGGAGGUUCUCUGAGGAGAACAAUGUCAAGGAAGGUGACAUCUGCACCUUCAAUGUAAUGAAAACUACAAUGUGGCAUGUUGUCAUCACGCGCUAUAUUACGAAGCUACCGGAAACACCUUUUGCUUCCAGUACGAAGUGUAAGAGCAUCGAUGACAGGCCAAUUAGUCAAGGACAAGAGAUGUCAAAAGGCUCCAAGGCAUCAUCACAGAAAAGAAUCCCUUAUGAGAUUGGGCCUCCAGCUUGGAUAAAGAAGAAGAUAUUAAACAUGAAUAACCGUUAUUUUGUGAGUACAGUUAUUUUUACCUUGAUCAACUUGGGAAUAGGUAAAGAUCAUUUGAGUU
Messenger RNA from Panicum virgatum (switchgrass), 1502 nucleotides. RefSeq names its product putative B3 domain-containing protein Os04g0347400. Lineage: Eukaryota; Viridiplantae; Streptophyta; Magnoliopsida; Poales; Poaceae. Bases 59 to 562 code for a protein of 167 amino acids. Gene Ontology annotation, molecular function: DNA binding. The record is from RefSeq and is a predicted model, not a curated record. The transcript is spliced from 7 exons.